AUUCAAGGUCUGGCAACAGCGCGCGACGGAACGCUGAUGCGAUGCUCCUGAUGCCGCAGUGACGCCCGUGUGACGGAUGUGUUUGCGGCAGCUAUGGUUUUGCUGGUUUUUGUUUCGCGGCGCCGUGUUUACCCUGGUUUGUGAACAGUGCACCUCCAGCUUUCAGACUGGCCUCACGUCGGACGUGACAUUCGAGUGUUCUGCCACCAUCCCGGGAAAGCAAGCAACAUGGGCCCCCCUGUUAGCCAGUGCAAGGUGGUGCACCGCAUCUGAGGCCAAUGAUUUUGCUUCACUGCAAACAUUCCAAAAGGAUGUGAGGGCGGCACGGGGGAGCAGCGGUGUUGGCCAUGCAGCCGGGGCCUGGUGAAUGUUCCCGGUGAGCGGGAGGCAUGCUCCUGGAAAGCCUGGGCGCCAUCCACCCGUGGUGCAAUGCCAGCCAGCUCACCAUCCGGCGAUGCAUGCUCCUCGCCCUUGCCCUGGGCCUCUUCUCCUUCGCACUGUCUGUCUACUUCAUCAACUAUAACUCCAUCCGCGGGUUCAGCCUGCUGCGGGUGCCUCCCCAGCCAACGUUCCAGUGCCGGUCCCAGCUGGACGGGGAGCCCACGGAGCAAAGCGCGGCCAACGUGCACGCCUCGAGCGCCCAAGCACGGCUGGACCCUCGGGUGCUCGUCUUCGUGGAGACCCAGUUCUCCAAGCUGGGAAAGCAGAUCUGCGAGAUCCUGGAGGGCAGCCGCUUUCGGUUCAAGGUGGAGACGACGGGCAAGACGCUGCCGGUGCUGACGAACCAGGAGAAGGGCAAGUUUGCGGUGAUUGUGUUCGAGAACUUUGAGAAGUACCUGGCCAUGCACAAGUGGAACCGGGAGCUCCUGGACAAGUACUGCCGCGAGUACAACGUGGGCAUUGUGGGCUUCAUCCGCCCGCGCGAGGACACCUAUACGGGGGCGCAGCUCGCCGGGCUGCCACUUUACAUGCACACCAACAUGGCCCUGAAGGACUACCAGGUGAACCCAAUGUCCUCGGUGCUGCGCAUCACCCGGGCGGGGGAGGUGUUUUCGGGCAAUCUGCCGGGCGAGGACUGGGCCCUGUUCCAGCCCAACCACUCCACCUUCGUGCCCCUGGCCCAGGCCAGGUCCCAGCACGACGACACCGCCUACGGCAACGGCCCACACAUCACCGUCGUGCAGGACAUUGGCAAGUUUGAUGGCAUCCAGAGGAUCAUCUUUGGGAAUGGCUUCAACUUCUGGCUGCACAAACUGCUUUUUCUGGACUCCAUCUCGUUCCUGUCGCACGGCAAGCUGAGCCUACCACUGCAGCGCUACCUCCUCAUCGACAUCGACGACAUCUUUGUCGCCGAGCGUGGGAAUCGCAUGACAACCAGUGAUGUCCAGGCACUGCUGGAAGCACAGCAGCGGUUCCGCAAGCUCAUACACGGGUUUCGCUUCAACUUGGGCUUUUCCGGGAAAUUUUAUCACCGUGGCUCUCGUGAGGAGAACAGGGGAGAUGACAUGCUGCUUGCCCAUGCCCACGAGUUUUGGUGGUUCUGCCACAUGUGGAGCCACAGCCAGCCGCACCUGUACGAGAAUGUGACCCUCCUGGAGACGGAGAUGAGGCUCAACAGGGAGUUUGCAAAAAAGCACCGGAUCCAGACGGACUCCGGGUACUCCGUGGCGCCCCACCACUCUGGCGUGUACCCGAUCCACGAGCCCCUGUACGACGCCUGGAAGAAGGUGUGGAACAUCCGGGUGACCAGCACCGAGGAGUACCCGCACCUGCGCCCGGCCAGGCUGCGCAGGGGCUUCGUGCACCGCAACGUCAUGGUCCUUCCACGGCAGACGUGCGGCCUCUACACUCACACCAUAUUUUUGGAGAGGUACCCGGGGGGCAGAGAGAAGCUGGACAGGAGCAUUCACGGGGGAGACCUCUUCCACCUGUUCGUCUACAACCCGAUCAACAUCUUCAUGACGCACCUGUCCAACUACGGCAAUGACCGUCUCUCGCUGUACACCUUUGAGACGGUGCUCAAGUUUGUCAAGUGCUGGACGAACCUCAAGCUGAGCACCAUCCCGCCCCUCCAGCUGGCCGAGAAGUACUUCCAGAUGUACCCGGACGAGACAGACCCCAUCUGGAUGAACCCGUGCGAAGACAAGCGUCACCUAUCAAUCUGGUCAUCUAGCAAGUCAUGCGAACAGCUGCCAAAAUUUCUAGUCAUUGGGCCCCAAAAGACAGGCACAACAGCACUGUACACGUUUCUCACCCUUCAUCCCACUAUUGCAAGCAACCACCCCAGCCCUGACACUUUCGAAGAAGUGCAGUUCUUCAAUGGCAAGAACUACUACCGGGGCCUCGACUGGUACCAGAGCUUCUUCCCGGUGCCCAAGAACGGCACGUCCCCGUUGCUGUUUGAGAAGAGCGCCAACUACUUUGACGGGGAGUCGGUACCCCAGCGGGCCCAUGCCCUGCUCCCCCGUGCCAAACUGGUCACCAUCCUCAUCAGCCCCACCAAGCGUGCCUACUCCUGGUACCAGCACCAACGGUCGCACGGGGAUAUGAUCGCCCUCAACUUCACCUUCUACGACGUGAUCACUGCCAACGACCACUCCCCCAGGCAGCUGCGGGAGCUUCGCAACCGCUGCCUCAACCCGGGCCUGUAUGCGCAGCACCUGGAACGCUGGCUCACCUACUACCCGCCCCAACAGCUGAUGAUAAUCGACGGGGAGGAACUGAAGUCGGACCCUGUGAGCGUCAUGAACAAGCUCCAGACAUUCCUUGGCAUCACACCCUUCUUUGAUUACACUGCAUCUCUCAGGUUCGACCCGCACAAGGGCUUCUUCUGCAAGGUGGUGUCCCAGAGCAACCGCACCAAGUGCUUGGGCCAAGGCAAAGGCCGCCUGUACUCGCCCAUGGACGUCCGUGCUGAGAAGUUCCUCAAGGCCUACUACCUGUCGCACAAUGUGGCCCUCUCCAAGCUCCUCAACAACCUCAGGCACCCGCAGCCGCACUGGCUUAAGGAAGACCUCUCCCGGGGAUGAACCACGGCCACACCGGUGUCUUCCUCUCCUGCCGCAUGCCCAGGGUUCGGGCCAUUGAGUCCGGAACGCGUCUCCGACCGGUGUGUUUACCGCAUCAUCAAAAGCGGUCCCUCGAUUUCCGCCCGACAACUUCGCAGAAGCGUCCCGCCGUCGCCUUUUUCGAUCGCGGAGGUGGUGCGGCGACGAACGUGGGUGCGGCGGACGCCCAUUCCACCACAAGUCGCCCUCCGGUUUGACGGGCCGCAGAAGCUUUAGCAGUCACGAGGUGGGGCAACACACAACGGCGACCAUGGCGUUAGCUCACGCUUUUUCCUGGAAUUCUACGAACGACUGCAAGGAUCGCGACAUCCGCCAGCACGACAUGGCAACCUUGUGUGGUUUAGGACACUAAACGCACCAGUUGAAGACGAAUUCCGGGCACCUUUCGUGUGAACAAAAAAGCCGCCGUUCUUUCUUCUCUUGAAGAGAGGCUCCGAGGCUCUGGAGCCUUCUCCUUCAUUGCCGAAUUCCGGCUUCGGCGACCGCACUUCCGACAAAGAGAGACGCCAAACGUCCGGCGAGGAAGCGCGCGGUGAUCUCCUCGACGACCGCCGGCCGGUGUUGCCAGGUGGAACUCUUGGGAGCCGACGGCCACACCUCUUUUGCUCGGGUGACGUAGGAUCGCCUCCUCGUUGUGAUGCGAAGCAAAGUGUUGUCUGUUCCGUCUCUGUCACUGCUUGCCCAACUUGGCUCCUGUAACGUUUGUUUUGCAGCUGCGCGCCAACGGACAACUGAAGGUUCUUGGGUCGUAAUGGUUCGGCGGUGCACUGUAGGUUUCGGUCCUUCAGCGUUGGGAAAGGUUUCGUUCGCACAUUUGGCAUUAGUAGUGUCGACAAAGGGCGUGAAGCAUUCACAGUUGUUUCGAGCGUUGCCAAUAAGUCGUGUAACAAUAUGCUGUCGGCGUCGGGACUAACCGGGGUGGGUAGUUUCGACCUCGGUUUUUGAACAAGCUCGAGAGUAUGAAGCUUCUCACUGGAGAAUGGUGUCGUAUGAGCUCUCAAAAAUUUCUCGUGCUUUGGAGUCUAGCGGGGCUUGUUUUGUGUCGGUUUAUAUCUCGGCAGGACAUAGAAGAUAUGUGUCGUGCGUUGUGUUUCAACCUAAUUAUGUUUGGCAAAACAAAUCUGAUGCCCAUUAUCUAUCAAGAAGGUUUUUCUCCCGUGUGCUAGAAGUGGUGCUAAUGGGGGAUAAAUGAAACUCUGCAAAGUUGUGCCAUAUUUUUAGGGUAUUCAUUAGUACAUCUGCUGCUUGACAUGGAUUAAAGAGUUUGCAGUCAUCUUACUAAAUGAGCAUCUGGCACUGGACACCUUUGGUAUGUAGAUAUCGGUGUUCAGGAAAGAAGACUGCUGAACUUAAAAGCCUGAAAUUUCUAACAUAUAUAUAUCGUGGAAUCUAAAAUGUAUGCAAAAAAGGGUAAUCAUAGUUGAGCACAAUGCCUGGAAGUGAAUUUCCUAGGGUGCCAUCUGGAGGGGACUGGAACUACUCUGAAGUGUGAAAACACACUUCAACAUUAUUUUCCUUGUCUUCCCUUACCUUGCCCCUCAUUUUACUCGAAUUAGGAAUCUGUCUAAAAUUGCUCAUAAAGCAGUCGCACUGUUGCAGACGAAUUUGAUUUAGUCUGAACUUAGCAGUGCUGUCUCUUUAUAAAUACAAAAUUUUAGGCAAAAAAAAAAUAAAAAAUUUUCAAUUGCAUGUGUUAUGAUAGCUAGGGCAUGAUAGCCUACACAAAUUUAAGAUUGUUUGGAUUUCCAUUUUUUCUCGAAUAAUGCUUAAGGAAUUAACGAUGGUGCUCUAUGUUUUGUUUGUGCUGAUAUAUUGUAUUUGCACGAAUAUAUCGCGAAAUGCAAAUUUUUAAGCUCCUAAAAAAAGAAAAAUUAUUACCAUUAGAACGUGAUUGUAAGGUUAUAGCACUCAAGGGCAUAGCAGAAAGUGGGGAUGAGAAUCGGGGGAAAAUGUGGCCUUGCCUUGACUGCACUCAUUGUCACUGCUCAGCUCCUUCUCCUAUAGCCACUUUGCCACUUCGAAAUAUGCUUGUACCAUAGUCUCUUUUUCUUUUGGGUGAGCUCUUUGUCCACAAAGCAUUCCUCUUGAACCAGCGUGUCAAGUCGGUUGCAGGGGGCAGAAGCACCAACGCACAAACACCAGCUCACCCCCGAGCAGAAACUAAGAGAUGCACAGCCAGAGCAAAGACUGCUGGAAGCGAUACACGAUUCUUCUUGCCCUUCCUACUCUUCCUCUGCAUAAACGCACACCUUGUGCUUUAUGAUUACGUAAACUUGGCCAACCAUCUUGGCUUGGCUUAUGUCUUGACUUGGCCUGGCUUGGCUUGAACCCGGUGUCCCACAUUCCCGAGCAGUCGGAGGGAUGGCUUUAGCUCAACUCAAGCGCCUCGUGGCCGAGCUUGAUAUCAGAUAUAACUCGAGAUGUGUUUUGGAGCAUGUAAUUUCAAAGAAAAACUUUGUUAUAUUUGUGCAAGUACAUACUUCAUCACACUUAUUCUGUUAAGGGAAGUCUGAAAAGUUGAAGUCUGCCUCUGGUUUUUUUACUUUCUUUUACAACAAACAUGUUCUUUACCAUUUUUAGGCUCUUAAUUAAAUAGCAGCUGGUAGACUUCUGUCCUAGGGAAUUUACCAAACAAGAUAUGUACACUGCACGACACCAUUAGCGCGAACACGUCUUUGGCAUUUUUUUUUGCAUUUUACCUCGAAAGGAUGCUGGCAAGCAUCAAAUUUUACCACUUAGGUUAGUAUCACAACUACACUUUCCACCACUUUAAUUUUGAUGACAGUCCUUCUAACUGAAAGAAAAACAGAAAAAACCCGCGAUGGCUUGUUUGUUUGUGCUAAUAGUGCCGCAGAGUGUACUGUGAUUUCAAUCAUCUCUACUCUUCUGUAAGCAAUUGGGUUGGAUAGCAACACUCCACUGCUAUUUGUAAGGUAAUGUUUAAGGUGUUUACGUAAUGAUUGAGCCCAGAUAUUAAGGCUAUCGUGCAAAUAUACUACCGUUUUUAUAAAAGAAAUCAAAUACUUGUCGCACAUUUUGCUUUGCACACUGUUUUUGUGUACAUUGCAGAUAGAAAUCUAAUCUCCUUUAACAACACUAAUAGGAUAGGAAAGGGUUUAUUGGCAGCAAAAAAGGGAGAUCUUUUAGGUUGCCAUUAUGGUUUCAGCUUAGGGAAUCGAUUGUACUCCGGGCAGUUUAAGCUACCUUUAUUGUUAAACAGUCUAAAUGGUGUACUUACUGUUACCCCUUACUGUUAGAUACUAUAAUAUUGUGUGUAACUAUUUUGUUAGGUGCAACUUUUGCAGACUGGGCAAAUGCCAAGAUCUCAGUGUCUUGCAGGCACUAAAUUUUGUGAGAGAAACGGACUGUGGGUGGUGAGAAACGUCUCUGACGUGUUAUAAUUAGCAAGUCUAAGUUUGCAUAUGUUGUCGUUGAUGAAAUUUCAAAAUAUGCAUCCACUUCAAGAAAUUUAAAAGGGAAGGGCUAAGAGGCUAGUGGUGUUUGAACCAUAGAUUACCGGGGGCACUGCCCAAGUCUUUGCAACACAAUGGUCAAAAACGGCUUCGCUAAUUAUCGUUAGUUAGCCUCAUGAUUUCAUGUGCGGUGCUCCCACUUCAGGUGACAACCCCCGUGGAAAUGUCGAACAUGUUCUGGGUACUCUACCAGUUGUCGCCGUUUUGCCAAACGGACGAACGACCCUUGGCGUUGACCGAAGACGCCCUAACGGACCUUUGCGCAAAAAGCGCUUUUCUGCAAAGUUGUGGAGGUCCUUGCCACAAAAGUGUUGUGCUACGUAGAAGGUGCGCCUUGCUUAUGGCAUUGCAGAUGGAGAAGCGAGGGACAAGAGCUUCUUGUAUAUGUAAAAGUGCUGUGUCUUUGAGCCUGUAUCCACAAGGAAACCACUAGUCUUUCAGGGUGACAUUUGCGACAGAAGUGCCAUACGUUGAACUGCCAGAUGAGCUCUUUCAUGUGCCUCGUGCCCCCGAGCGCUUGCCUGCGUAGCUUUGGCCAGGAGACAGCGUCCUCAUGCCGUCGCCAACGGAAUCCCAAAGAGGCUUUUGUCUCACUUUUUAGCACCAGCGGGAUUGUGCGUGGUGCGAGCAAAUUACGGUUCUAUUCCUCCUUUAUUUUUUCAUCCUGGUGCAUAUUUGUUUGUUAAAACAGGUUGUAUUUAAUUAGUGCCCCUUCACGUUCUGGUUUGUUUGGGUUUAGUGUUGAUUUGUCUGCUGAUAACCAAUUCAAGGGGGUGUGUUUAUGUCCAAACUUGCAUAUGUGAAGCCUAUCUUGACUCAGGGUAUGUAUAUUUCGCCACAUGUUGUUUGAUUUUCGUUCUGCAUAGUUUCUCGUUAAUGCGAAUUGUAGCAGGAUCUCUAUUUACCAUCAUUUAACUCGAUCGAAAAGUGCCCCCAAAGCGUUUGGUUUCGGGUGCUUCUAACGAACCUCGGUCCGUAUUGAACAUAACCCGCUGUCCACUUGCAUUCUAAAAUCUCCUUUCAUAGUUCCACCUAACGUCAGUUAAACAUUAAAAGGCGUUAUUAACCCGAACGCUUGGCAAACAAAACACUUUUUGGCCCGCUGGGUAUAGGCCAUUUCUUUUCGCGGUUUCUUUGGCUUUUGUGUCCGCAAAGCUGCACUUGCGUCGACAUCUGCCCACCGGAAAUAGCGAUUGCAGCUGUUUAAGAGUCCUGCCUGCACAAAUGCCACCCGUCGGAGUCUCUACUUGCAGUAUUUUUCUGGGAUAUAUUUGUUCUUACAAUAUUUAUACACUUACUGUCAUCGCUGAGUGUUUGAGAGUGUGUGUGGCAUGUUUAGGCAGUCGUACGAGAAAAGCACUCCUAACAGCAGCUUUGCUAGGCGGCGCUCCAAGCGCGCCGUGCACAACACGUUUCCUGUGGCCGUCCCAGUGAUGAAGCGUAGCGGGGCCGCUUCUAAUUUAUUUCAUCACAUGCAUGAGUUUGGUCCCUUGUGUGAGUUUGUUGCCAAAAUGUGUCUUUGUGUAAGCCCCGAAAUGCAGCAUCUUAUUUCCUGCCUGUCGUUCGAGUAUAGGAGCUGUUCACACGUCAUCAGUUUGCCAUUACUCUAGGUAGUAUGCUCGUUGUCUACUCAGAAUGACAAAUUUGAUGGUGUGAAAGGAAUAGGUCGACAACAUUCUGUCGGGUUAUGUACGAGUGCCUCAGGCACGUUGCUCCUUUGUGUGUUGGUUUGUUUGUUUCGGGGUAAAUCAAAAGAUUGUCACAUAGCUGGUCAGUUUUCAAGUUCAAAAUAGGUUUCAGGUCGAGUAACGAUUUUUGACCACGACCACAGGGGUUUGCGAAAAGUUCAAUAGCCCCAGUGCAGGAACAUUUUUUUUUUCUGGCAGUGGCUAGUGUUUGGGCUGCAGUUCUCCUGCGUGUUUUAAAUAUGUACAGAGGUUAUUGUUAUAGAGAACAUCAUAAAUAUAUCCUGUUUUGCAUUGUGUAAAAACCGUCUCAGAACUUUGAUUUCCAAUAUUUUUCCGCUUUCUGUGAAAGCUUCAUACACUAGUGUAGACUGUUAGAGGUGGAAAAUGUCCUCGUCUGUAUUGUACAACAUGAAUCGGAAAUAUUACAUAUUUAAGGCAUUC
Messenger RNA from Ixodes scapularis (black-legged tick), 8670 nucleotides. RefSeq names its product bifunctional heparan sulfate N-deacetylase/N-sulfotransferase (gene sfl). The record is from RefSeq and is a predicted model, not a curated record. The transcript has 18 exons. Lineage: Eukaryota; Metazoa; Arthropoda; Arachnida; Ixodida; Ixodidae. Bases 390 to 3029 code for a protein of 879 amino acids. Gene Ontology annotation, cellular component: Golgi apparatus. Gene Ontology annotation, molecular function: deacetylase activity; heparan sulfate N-sulfotransferase activity.